Messenger RNA from Manis pentadactyla (Chinese pangolin), 2055 nucleotides. RefSeq names its product alkaline phosphatase, biomineralization associated (gene ALPL). NCBI's taxonomy places the organism in Eukaryota, Metazoa, Chordata, Mammalia, Pholidota, Manidae. Gene Ontology annotation, biological process: dephosphorylation. The coding region runs from base 278 to 1852 and encodes 524 amino acids. Gene Ontology annotation, molecular function: alkaline phosphatase activity. Gene Ontology annotation, cellular component: plasma membrane. The transcript is spliced from 12 exons. The record is from RefSeq and is a predicted model, not a curated record.
GCCCGGGCCUCGCUCGAGCCCCAAGGCAGCCUUUAUAAGCCCGCGGGGGAGGUGGUCGCCACAACAUCGCGCUCCCGCCACUCCGCGCCGUCCGUCCCAGCGCGCCGACCCCACGUCACUUGUUCCCUGACAGACCCUCGCCCGCGAACUCUGCGCAGGAUUGGAACAUCAGUUAACGGCUGACCACUGCUACACACCACCUCUGCCUCCCCCCACCGCCUCCAACCGUCCAUCAUACCUCUGGGAUCCAGAGAGAAAUCAGGUCUUGGAGUUUAUCAUGAUCUCACCAUUCUUACUGCUGGCCUUUGGCACCUGCCUCGCUAGCUCCUUGGUGCCAGAGAAAGAGAAAGACCCCAAGUACUGGAGGGACCAAGCUCAGCAGACCCUGAGAAAUGCCCUGAGGCUUCAGAAUCUCAAUACCAAUGUGGCUAAAAAUGUCAUCCUGUUCCUGGGAGAUGGAAUGGGCGUCUCCACCGUGACAGCCGCCCGCAUCCUCAAGGGUCAGCUGCACCACAGCCCUGGGGAGGAGACCAGGCUGGAGAUGGACAAGUUCCCGUACGUGGCGCUCUCCAAGACAUACAACACCGACGCCCAGGUCCCCGACAGUGCAGGGACCGGCACUGCCUACUUGUGCGGGGUGAAGGCCAACGAGGGCACCUUGGGGGUAAGCGCAGCGGUGCAGCGGGGCCAGUGCAACACCACGCAGGGGAACGAGGUCACCUCCAUCCUGCGCUGGGCCAAGGAGGCUGGGAAAUCUGUGGGCAUUGUGACCACCACACGAGUGAACCACGCCACCCCCAGCGCCGCCUACGCCCACUCUGCUGACCGAGACUGGUACUCAGACAACGAGAUGCCCCCAGAGGCCCUGAGCCAGGGCUGCAAGGACAUCGCCUACCAGCUCAUGCAUAACAUCAAGGACAUUGAGGUGAUUAUGGGAGGUGGUCGGAAAUACAUGUUCCCCAAGAAUAGAACUGAUGUGGAACAUAAGAUGGACGAGAAGUCCAGGGGAACAAGACUGGACGGCCUGAACCUCAUCGACAUCUGGAAGAGCUUCAAGCCAAGACACAAGCACUCUCACUACGUCUGGAACCGCACUGAACUCCUGGCCCUGGACCCCCACACCGUGGACUACCUCUUGGGUCUCUUUGAGCCUGGGGAUCUGCAGUACGAGCUGAACAGGAACAACGUGACGGACCCGUCGCUCUCCGAAAUGGUGGAGACGGCCAUCAAGAUCCUGAGCAAAAACCCCAAGGGCUUCUUUUUGCUGGUAGAAGGAGGUAGGAUUGACCACGGGCACCACGAGAGCAAGGCCAAGCAGGCCCUGCACGAGACAGUGGAGAUGGACCAGGCCAUUGGGCUGGCGGGCUCCAUGACCUCCCCGGAAGACACACUGACCGUUAUCACUGCUGACCACUCCCACGUCUUCACCUUUGGCGGGUACACCCACCGAGGCAACUCCAUCUUUGGUCUGGCCCCCAUGGUGAGUGACAUGGACAGGAAGCCCUUCACUGCCAUCCUGUAUGGCAAUGGGCCUGGCUUCAGGGUGAUGGGCAGCGAGCGAGAGAACAUCUCCGUGGUAGACUACGCUCACAAAAACUACCAGGCACAGUCUGCCGUGCCCCUGCACCAGGAGACCCACGGUGGAGAGGACGUAGCAGUCUUCGCCAAGGGCCCCAUGGCGCACCUGCUGCAUGGCGUCCAUGAGCAGAACUACAUCCCCCACGUGAUGGCUUAUGCGGCCUGCAUCGGUGCCAACCGUGACCACUGUGCCUCGGCCAGCUCGGCAGGCAGCCCCUCUCCAGGCUCCCCGCUGCUCCUCCUGGCCUUACUGCCCCUGGGUAUACUGUUCUGAGGGCCCAGAGCCCGGGCACCCACAGGCCCGUGACAGACGGCCAGUGUCCCUCUCCCAGUGCUGCCCUCGCCCGGCAGCCCCCACCUCAAGGGGUGGAGAGGCAGAGGCGUCCGCAGCCAUGCAGCUGCCAGAAAGGGGACCUAGGAAACCAAAGUCUUCACCUGCCUCGCUCCGUCUGGAAUCCUCCACUGGUGCCAGUCCUG